GCAUUAAGAAGAUAGCGACUCUUCGUGCUGCUGACAGCAUUUAGUCUUUGUCAGUCAGAAAACAUCAUCUACCCAAAGUAAGGCCAAAACAAAUUGAAGCAAACAUCAACUGUAAGUCUGAGCAUCACCUGUAGCAUGAUUUCAAGAUAAACGGAAGCAAGACUUUUCGUGUAGGUUCAGCUUUAUGUUUAGGAAUUCCCACAACUUCAUUCCGGUCACUCACAGUCUGUUCAAAGAAAGUAUCGGCCAAGUCCAACCGAGUUCACAAGGGAUGGGUGAUCAAGCCAAUAUCUGAGUUAUUCGCAACAAAAACAAGGCUGAAGAGCAGAAAUUUUUAAGGGAUUUGUCAGCCUCUGGCAAGAAUGAAAGAAACUCAGAUUCAGUGACUCCUGACAAGCCCAACAACUGAAGCAUUCGCUCGAGUUCGCGGAAGAAAAGCCCAAGUAAGAGGAAUAGCAAACACAAGAAGUCUGAGGAAUCAAAGAGGCCUCAGCAGCUAAGCAUGAACAGAAAUUCAGAGGAAGCCCAAUCGAACAAUCCUGGUGUUGAUCAGACCCAAUUCCAGAACCUACUUCAGAACAACCAACAGUACUGAAUCCAAGUCUACAACGUAGUCAACACAACCAAGAACAAGAUCAUUCACAUCAGCCAGACCCCAGAUGUCCAGGUAUGGUAACUCAAACGCUUAGCACUUCGGGGGCCGAGAUUUCUCGAGUCAAGCUAUCAAAGCAAAGCAAGGGCUUCUCUUCACACAGAGAAGCACACGACACAGAAGUGCAAUGCUGAGAGAAAGCCAGAUGCAACUCAUCAUGUGCAAUAUUUUAGACUUGUCA
This is a messenger RNA of Moneuplotes crassus, 833 nucleotides long. The record is from the annotation of a GenBank genome assembly. Lineage: Eukaryota; Ciliophora; Spirotrichea; Euplotida; Euplotidae.